ACGUGGGCGGGGCGGUGCCGCCAUAAUGGCGGCGGCGGCGGCGGGUCCGCGGCGGCUGGGCCGGGAGGCGCGCGCCAGCCUGGCCGCCUUCCUGCUGGGCGCCUCGGUGGCGGCGCUGCCGCUGGCGCUGGGCUCCCCGGCCGCGCUGCUGGCCGCCCCGGGGCUGCGCGGCCGCCUGGCGCUCGCCGUGCACGUGGCGGCCGUGAACGCGGCGCUGCUGCUGCUCUACCCGCGGCCGCUCUACAAGAUCGCCGUCCGGGCCUGCUUCCUGGGCUUCGCCUUCGGCUGCGGGCUGCUGCUCAGCGCCGGCCGCUCCGCCUGGCGACACUUCGGCUGGUACAUGUGCUCCCUCUCCCUCUUCCACUACUCGGAGUAUCUGGUGACAGCCAUCAACAACCCGCGCAGCCUCUCGCUGGACUCCUUCCUGCUCAACCACAGCUUCGAGUACAACCUGGCUGCCCUCUCUUCCUGGGUGGAGUUCACGCUGGAGAAGCUGCUCUUCCCAGAGCUGAAGCAGAUCACCUGGCUGAGCACGGUGGGGCUGCUGAUGGUGAUCUUUGGGGACUGCCUGAGGAAGGCAGCCAUGCUGACUGCUGGCUCCAACUUCAACCACAUCGUGCAGAACGAGAAGUCAGACACUCACACGCUGGUGACCACUGGCGUCUAUGGGUGGUUCCGGCACCCCUCCUACGUGGGCUGGUUCUACUGGAGCAUUGGCACACAGGUGCUGCUCUGCAACCCCAUCUGCGUGGUGGGCUACGCGCUGGCCUCCUGGCGCUUCUUCAGGGAACGGAUCGAGGAGGAGGAGAUCACCCUCAUCCACUUCUUUGGAGAGGAGUACCUGGAGUACAAAAGGAAGGUGCCCUCCGGCCUCCCUUUCAUUAGAGGAGUCAAAGUGGAACUGUAGCCCAGGCGAGCCCCGGACUGGCUGAGCGAACGCCUGGCUCCAGGCGCUGCAGCACAGGGAUGCUGCACCAGGAUCAGCCUCUUGGUGCUCCCUGGCUGCCCAGCAGGAGCUGGCACAGGGCUGGGUGGCCUGCUGGGGCGCUGGCAGAGCAGAAGCUUGCGUGUCCUGCUCGAGACAAGUCCUUCAUUGCACAUUCAGGGAUCUUCCAGAUAACUUAGCCUGUAGCCACCCUAAAGAGAAACGAAGCCUCCUGCCUGCAGCAGCAGAUGUGGACUGGAUGCCUCUGGGCCCAUUCUCCUGGAGAGCUGCUCUGCCCCUGUGCCCACACAGGGAGAGUGCUGGGCAGGGCGCUGCUCUGAUGACAUCACUUGACUUUAAAGCUCUGUGCCCUCAAGCUGGGCAUUGCAGCUUCCACCUCCUUAGGCCCAGUCCUGCAUGCUGGCACUCGGGCAGCUCACAGGAGCAGGCCUCGGGGGCAGGGGCCGCCAGCCUUUGGUGUGCUGGAGUGCCAGCACUGUGGCAUGGAUCAGUUGUGCCCCAGGACAGGAGGGCUCCCUACUUGCCUCCAGCACUGCUGUGAAGAGCAGCAGGAGAGCUGAGCCCUGCUCCCUCCUGCAGCUGCUGCUAAGGAGUUGCUGUUUCAGCUGCUGCCUUCCCAAGCCUCCCCUCUGCCACUGCUCUUCCUUCUUCCUGCUUCCAAAUCUCGCUGCUUCCUACCCUGCCAGGCUGCCUCCAUCCUGAGGAUCCCAGGAUUUUGGGUUGGGGAAGAACUGGGCUUGCCAAGGCCCUUAGCGCUCAAGAUCCCUGCCUGCUCCUAGAGGCAAGCGUGGGGAUGUCAGCGUGGCCAGGAGAUGCCCCCAGGGAAACCCUCCCCAGCAGGGGACAGGUCUGGCUGAUGCUGUUUUAAACCUUACUACUUUGGAAAUGGUUCCUGCCCAGGCUGUGUGGUAUAACUUACUCUGUCGUUCUAUACCAAAGAGGUUCACUGUUCUGUGGAGUUUUAUGUUCUUCUUCCUGGCUGGGAGGGAGGCAAGGUGCUUGUCAGGCCACACUCUGGGCUUGGGGUGGUCCUUGGUGAAGGUGCUGGGUGCAGCUCAGCACAGGGGCACUGGUGGGAGUUGCUCUGGGGUUGGUUUUCUUACAUU
Molecule: messenger RNA, 2052 nt
Organism: Dryobates pubescens (Downy woodpecker)
Lineage: Eukaryota; Metazoa; Chordata; Aves; Piciformes; Picidae
Gene: ICMT
Product: isoprenylcysteine carboxyl methyltransferase
Exons: 5
Coding region: 26-907 (293 amino acids)
Biological process (GO): C-terminal protein methylation
Cellular component (GO): endoplasmic reticulum; membrane
Molecular function (GO): protein C-terminal S-isoprenylcysteine carboxyl O-methyltransferase activity
Source: RefSeq, a predicted model, not a curated record